Molecule: messenger RNA, 2725 nt
Organism: Callorhinchus milii (elephant shark)
Lineage: Eukaryota; Metazoa; Chordata; Chondrichthyes; Chimaeriformes; Callorhinchidae
Gene: cmpk2
Product: cytidine monophosphate (UMP-CMP) kinase 2, mitochondrial
Exons: 6
Coding region: 11-1366 (451 amino acids)
Biological process (GO): dTDP biosynthetic process; dUDP biosynthetic process; dTTP biosynthetic process
Cellular component (GO): cytoplasm; mitochondrion
Molecular function (GO): dTMP kinase activity
Source: RefSeq, a predicted model, not a curated record
CGGGAUCGGGAUGAGGCUGAGCUCAGGCUGCACCGCGGAGCUGACGCGGUCCCUCGGAAUCUCUCUGCGCAAAGAGUGGUCCAAAAGGAUCUUUGCCGUCGAGGUGGACCGAGGCUCCGAUCCUCUUUAUUUCACCCUCAGCCCAACCUCCCGGACACCUUGGGAUGAGGCUUCGGCUCUGCACCAGCUCCUGGCUCGGGGGCAAACAUAUUCGCUCUUUAUUUCGGCAGAGAACAGGAUUCAGGCUGCAAAAGCCCACAGUCGCCUCAGGGACAGACUGACUUCAUUGCCCGAAAGGUGCCGUGUGAUGGAUCUGAUGUCGUUCUGCCCGGACCAGCCCGGCUCCCUGCGGAGGGGCUUCCUGAUCCAGGACAGCCGGAGUGGGGGGGACACCGGGACUCUCCUGACAGCCCUGGCCAGCGAGGCCAGGCCGGCGGACCUGUGCAGCUACACCUGCAGCGGGGAGGCGGGGGGCAGGGCAUGGCCCGGCGGCCCGGGGGGGCAGGGCGGCCCGGGGCAGGGCCCGGGGCAGGGCGGCCCGGGACAGGGCGGCCCGGGACAGGACGAGGAAGUCCUCACACACUGCAUCUCUGUGGCUGAAAAGCCCGAGUUUCAUCCCUCCCUUCUCAACCUGAAAAACUCGGUGGUGUUCUAUACCUACGGAGAUGCUUACAGUGUCUUACAAGAGUGUAAAGAUUUGAUUCCUGAAGCAAAUGAAGUUCUACAAGAAGCAGAUCACUGUUCUAGAACUUCCAGAAAGGGCAAGUUUCCAGUGAUAGGCAUUGAAGGACUUGAUGCAACAGGGAAAAGUACUCUGACCGAGUCGCUAAGGGAAUCUUUCAAGGCAGUGCUUUUAAAGUCUCCACCAGACUGCAUUGGGCGCUACAGAAAACGUUUUGACACAGAACCACCCCUCAUUCGACGGGCCUUUUAUGCUUUAGGCAAUUACAUUACUGCUUCAUUCAUAGCAAAUAAAUCCGCAACAUCUCCAGUGAUCGUAGAUCGGUACUGGCAUAGCACAGCAGCAUACGCGAUUGCAACUGAAGUCAGUGGCAAGGCAGAAAAUCUUCCUCCUCCACACCAUGAAUUGUACCAGUGGCCGCUGGAUUUGCUGCAACCAGAUUUAGUGCUGCUCCUCACACUCAGCCCGGAGGAGAGAAUCCGCCGCAUAGAGGGAAGAGGGGAGCAGAAGACAAAGGAAGAGAUGGAGCUGGAGGCAAACUGUCUAUUUCGUCAAAGGGUGGAAGAAACCUACAAAAGAAUGGAGAAUCCGGCUUGCGUGUUAGUUGAUGCCAGUGCUUCAAAGGAAGAGGUUUUCAAGAAUGCUCAUCUUCUAAUUAAAAGAUAUUGCAACACUUUGUCUUAAGGGAACUUGACCUUUUAAACUGCAUUCAGUUCAAGAGCAAUUUGGAAGUUUUACCACUGCUUAAAGCGCUUUGUGGCUUUUAGUACAAAUUUAACAACAACAUUUUAACAUCCUCACCUGGCUACACUAGUUCCCCAUCCCUCAGAGGAUUGAGUUUAAAAUCCUCAUCCUCGCUUUUAAAGCCCCCCACUUCCUUCCUCCUCUCUAUCUCUGCGACCUAUUAACACCAUACCAACCUAUCUGCUUUCCCUGCUCGGCAGGCAAUGGCCCGCCCUGCCAGCCUGAACAUUGCAGGUCGGGCUUUCAGCUGUACUGCCCCCACCCUAUGAAACUCCAUCCCACAAUCCCUCCGCCUCGCCCCCUCCCUUGCCUCUGUCAAGGCCCAUCUCAAGACUCGUCUGUUUGAACGUGCUUUAUCCUAAACAAGUUGGGCUGUUAUAUGCGGAGUCACUUUAGAUACAUGCAUAUUUGCAAAGGCAAACAGAGAAUUUCCCAGUUGGCUCCUAGUCAGCAAAAUAAAAUCCCGGGAACUGAACCGCAAACCGGUUUGGAGACCAAGCCCUUCGAUAGACUUCCUUCCUGAAUCAAUUGGAAUUGAUAAUUUAAACAGCAUGUCCAACAUCAGCACUUCAAUUAAAUAAUACACUUUGCUCCAAUCAUUCAUUAUUAUGACCAGAGAAAAUUAUAUAAGUGGGAAUAACUCCAAAGUGACAGUUUAGUUAUUUUGUAACUAGGCUUUGGCUCCAGUUUGAUUCAAUUUGCCUUACCUCUGCACUGUACAAAUUUAGCUUGUCUGAGUAAGCUAUAUGUGUAUUAUGACCAGUAACUUCUGGUGGAGGUAAAGUUUGAAUUACAAUAACCAUUUCAAAUCUAGGCCUAUAAGCUACUGAAUUCCUAUUAGCCUCCAAAAAUAGCAGCCUGAGUUCCAUUUGUUGCAUAUUAGUCAUUGUAUUCUACAGGAUAUCCUGGGAAGAGCUUUGAGGCAUUCUCCUGACAAGAAAGCUGCUUACGUCAAAUACAAGGUCUAUUAUUAGAAUGUUGUUCUCCCUGAAUGCACUGGAAAUAAUGGUCAUCUAUUCUUUUCUGGUUAAUUGAAAGUCAGUUAUAUUUUGCAGAGUAAACUACUGAAUUUUAACUUUUAUAAAGCAUUUUACAUGGUGCUAGAUAUGCAUGCAUAGCUUGCAUUUGAACUGCAUUGACUAUAUUCAAAUAUAUGUACUGGUCUGGUAUUUGCAAAGGCUUCAAAAGCAUUAUUAUCAGUUAAUUUUGUGCACGUCGAAAGUAAUAAAUGUAUCUAAAUUCAACCCUGACAUUUUAUUGUGUACAUUCAUUCCUGAAAUAAAUGCCUUUAAUCUGCAA